UGUGGUAGCUGCUAGGACUUAUACAUAGUUUAUUAUUUAUUCAAAUAAAAAAAUAUUCAGUUUAAAUAUUUGUAAAUAUGAAGUUUUUAAAAAAAAAGAAUUAUAAAAGGAGAGGAAAAAGUUCCUUAAGUAAGAAAAGUAAGAAGCAGAAAAAACUAGAAAAAGAUGCUUUUGACGAGAAAAGGAAAAAAUUUAAAUUUAUCCAAAGAAGUAAAGAAUCUGAAGAAACACAAAGACGACAAAAACUUGUGGAAGAUAAAUAUAGACGAAAUAUGUCUAACAAUUUUCUUACUGAAAUCGAUAAUGAUUUUCAGCAGGAAGAAGAAAAUCCAUAUGAAAAACUAUUGUCAGUACUUCCACAAAACAGUAAAGAAAAGGCUAGCGAAAAAGCAAUUGAAAGUUCGUCGGAAGAUGAAACCGACAGUGAUCAAGAAAUUUCGGGGAGUGCUAUCAUAGAGGACCAGCAGAGCAUGUCGGAAAGUCAAGAUGAAGAGGAAGAUGAAUAUAAUGGAGAAAAUGAAGAUGGAAGUGAAAAAGGAAACGAAGAUGAAAAAGAUGUCGAUGAAAAUACAGAUGAAGAUGUAAGUGAAGGUGAAAAUAUACAUGAAUAUGGACAUAGAGAUGAAGAUGAAAAUGUAGAUGAAGACGAAGCUGGAGAUAAGAUUUUGCAGUGUGAUAUUCCUUAUGACAAAAUCACAGAAAUUGGUCAAUAUGUGAGAAGUAGGUCUGAAGAAAAAAGAGAAAACGAAGCAAAGGGCGACGAUGAAAGUGAUUCAGAAAGUGGAUCUUCGUUUGAUGGCGACUCUAAUGAAUAUGAGCAAGAUCCCUUUGGCAUUCAUUUAGACAGAGAAUUGUCACAAAAUCAUAUUGAAAAUUUAUUACAAAAACCGCCCAAAGUUAAAGUUUAUAAUAGAACUUGGAAUAUAUUAGGAAAUUUAAAAAUAGAGAUCUCAGAUUCUGGUAGACUUCAAAGUAAAAAAAUGUCACACAAUAAAUCUAAAAAAGUAAAACUAUUGUGUGAUGAAGAAGAUUUUGCCAGUGAAGGAACAGUUCCGACGUUAAUUAAAUUUUCUACCUUGGAUAUAUGUGAUUACCAUGUAAAGAAUCAGUUAGUUUCAAACAUCAUUGAAUCUAAAUUAGAUCAACCAGUUUUGUCAGAAUUUCAAUGUGAAUUGUUUUCUAUUCUCAAUAAUUAUCAAGAUUUGUACUUUCCCCAAAGAAAUUUUGAUAACGCUGAAGAAAUUAGAUUUGUAUAUUGCCUCCAUGUUUUAAAUCAUAUGUUAAAGACAAGAUCUAGAAUUAUUCAUCAUAACGCUAAGAUAGCCUCUGAAAAGUUGAAAACCAUUUUACCAGAUUCAUAUAGAGAUCAGGGUCUAAUAAGACCUAAAAUUUUAAUAAUAUUACCGUUUAAAAGUUCUGCAUUCAAAACUUUAGAAGUCUUAAUACAAAUAUUAUUUGGCAAUAAAGCAGAAACAGCUAAGAAAGAUGGUAGUGUUAGAAAUUACAAACGCUUUUUAGAAGAAUUUACAGGCGAAACGAUAAAAUUUCCUAAAACUAAACCAAAACCUAUAGAUUAUGAAAUGACUUUUGCAGGAAAUUCAGAUGAUUCUUUUCGAUUAGGAAUUUCAUUAACUAAAAAGUGUAUGAAGUUAUAUCAAGAUUUUUACUCUUCAGAUAUUAUUUUAGCUUCACCUUUGGGUCUUCGAAUGAUUGUGGGAGCUCCAGGUGAUCUCGAACGCGAAUUUGAUUUCCUUAAUUCAAUAGAGAUUUUAAUCUUUGAUCAAACAGAAAUAUUUUUGGCACAAAAUUGGGAUCAUGUAAUACAUGUUUUAGAACAUUUACACUUGCAACCGCAAUCUGUAAAAAAUACGGAUUUCUCAAGAGUACGGCAUUGGUGUUUGAAUGGCUUGUCAAAAUUCUAUAGGCAAACAAUACUGUUUACUUCGCAUGAAUUACCAGAAUUUAGAGCUUUGUUUAAUCAUAAAUGUUUAAAUUAUCGAGGAAAAGUGAUAAUUGUAAAUCCUAUAGAAAUUGGAAGUAUUAGAAAUGUCGCUGUUCAAGUUCCCCAAAUAUUUUAUAGGAUUGAUGUGUCUUCAAUACAAACUUCUUUUAAUAGCAGGUUUUCAUAUUUUACAACCAAAAUCUUACCACAGUUUAAAGCACCAUCAAUGGCUCAUUGUAUGAUAUAUGUUCCCAGCUAUUUUGAUUUUGUUCGUUUACGAAAUUAUAUGAAAAUUGAAAAUAUAAAUUUUACCCAAAUUUGCGAAUACACUAAGGAAAAUAAAAUAGCAAGAGCUCGUGAUAUGUUUUUUCAUAGUUCAGCACAUUUUUUGAUGUAUUCUGAACGUGCACACUAUUUCAGAAGAACUCGAAUCAAGGGCAUACGUCAUUUAAUUUUUUAUCAGCCUCCUUAUUGGCCAAAUUUGUAUUCGGAAAUUAUUAAUUUAAUGCAAGAUGGGUAUCAAAAUCCCAGAGAUGGUUUAGAAUCUUCCAUGAGUAUUACCGUACUAUAUACAAAAUAUGAUAUUGUACAAGUAGCAAACAUAAUUGGUACAGAAAGAGCUGCUGAAAUUUUGGAUUCUGUUAAAACUUCUCACAUGUUUACUACAACUUGUAACUAAACUAAUAAUAUUAAUUGUAUAAUAUUUCUUUUAAUAUUAAAUAAUAAUAUGAUAGUUAUAUAUACAUUUGUUUAUUUAGAUAUUUUAUAUUUCCUAAAAUAAAAUGAGG
This is a messenger RNA of Condylostylus longicornis, 2730 nucleotides long. Its product is annotated as U3 small nucleolar RNA-associated protein 25 homolog. Gene Ontology annotation, biological process: maturation of SSU-rRNA from tricistronic rRNA transcript (SSU-rRNA, 5.8S rRNA, LSU-rRNA). Gene Ontology annotation, cellular component: small-subunit processome; nucleolus. The record is from RefSeq and is a predicted model, not a curated record. NCBI's taxonomy places the organism in Eukaryota, Metazoa, Arthropoda, Insecta, Diptera, Dolichopodidae. Bases 78 to 2621 code for a protein of 847 amino acids. The transcript has 3 exons. Gene Ontology annotation, molecular function: rRNA binding; U3 snoRNA binding.